AUGAUGCUUGACGAUAUAAGAUGUACUUGGCUACCGGACAGCGGAGACCAUACACGGCUUCUAGACGGUCCUCCGCCGCACUGCUCUGAGACACGGCCACUUGAUAUUUUCACAUCAGCCACGCCAUCUGAGCGCUGGAUUCAUUCAGCAAUGCAUUCCACAACCGGAUCUUCGACCCCCAGCAGCAGGUCUGGCUUCGAGGUUCUCGACCCACACACUCCACAAUUAGAACGGUCUACCUCAGAAGAUGUCGCUAUCGUGGGCCUUUCAUGCCGCACUGCUGGUGGGAACAACACACCUGAUAAACUUUGGGACUUUCUUUUAAAUAAGAAAAACGCAUCUGGCGAAGUCCCAGCACAGCGAUGGGAGCCAUGGAGGCAGCAAGACCCUCGAAACGGCAAGAUACUUGACAACAUCAUUCGUAAAGGCUACUUUCUUGAAAACCUCGAAAACUUCGAUGCAGCUUUCUUCGGCAUCUCGCCGAAAGAAGCUGAGCUCAUGGAUCCUCACCAAAGGCUGGCAUUGGAGCUCGCAUGGGAAGCCUUGGAAAAUGCCGGCGUUGAUCCGAAGAAGCUCGCUGGGAGCGAUACAGCUGUCUACAUGGGUGUAGAUUCAGACGAUUAUUCUCGGAUGCUGAUGGAGGAUCUUCCUACCAUCGAGGCUUGGAGCGGUAUCGGUACCGCAUACCACGGCAUCCCAAACAGGAUUUCAUAUCACUUGGGACUGCAAGGGCCCAGUACAGCAGUCGAUGCAGCUUGCGCAAGCUCACUCAUCGCCAUCCACCUAGCCCGUCAAGCUAUUGUAUCCGGAGAAAGCACUGUUGCCAUCUGCGGUGGCGUUAAUGUCAUCUGUGCACCUGGUCUAACACACAUGUUGGAGAAGGCGGGCGCAUUGACCACCGAAGGUGUCUGUCGCUCAUUCGACGAUGCCGCGUGCGGGUAUGCACGUGGUGAAGGCGGCGCUGUUGUUGUGCUCAAGCGUCUCAGCGCUGCGAUCGAAGACAACGAUAACAUUCUUGCCGUCAUGAAGAGCUCUGCAUCUGCUCAGGACGGCAAGACAAAGGGCAUCAUGGCACCCAACUCAAAGGCCCAAGAGCUUGUAGCUAGGCAGGCGCUCGCACGGGCCGGCAAUAUCGACCCGCAUACCAUUGACUAUGUUGAAGCGCACGCGACUUCAACUUCCCUCGGAGACCCAACAGAAAUCAGCGCCAUUGCUCAAGUGUACGGUGCCGGGCGCUCGUCUGACUCACCUUGUUAUGUCGGUUCCAUCAAGCCAAAUGUUGGACAUCUCGAAGCUGCAGCUGGCGCUAUUGGCUUUGUUAAGGCAGUGCUUAGUGUGCAGAAGGGCGUCGUCGCCCCACAGACGCUGCUGAACAAGCUUAACACUAAGAUUGAUUGGGCCAGCAGUGGACUGGAGGUUGCCAGAGAACAGAAAGCAUGGCCGGAGCGCGAUCUGCGGAGAGCAGCGGUGUGCUGUUACGGUUACGGAGGGUCAGUCUGCCACGCCAUUCUCGAGCAGGCCCCCACGAGAUCGCAUCGUCUUGGAAGGCUUCAGCAGAUCCCAAGCACCGGCCUGUCUCCAAAUUCAGAUACGGCCGUUGUUCUUACACUAUCAGCUAUGCAGGAGAAGCGCCUGCCCGCUCACGCUGCUUCGCUAGCACACUGGCUUAGUUCUCGCGAUGGCAUGUCUGAAGACCUCCGUGCUGUUGCGCGAACAUUAUCUCAACACCGCGCUGCACAUGAUUACCGCGUCUCAUUUGUGAUACCUAUCAACGGUCACGAGGAUGCUGUCCGUAGUCUGACAGAUUUUGCAAAAAGCAGACCAGAUCCAUGGACGACAAGCAACCGUGUGCUUGACAACGCAAUGCAGAAGGGAGUUGUGUGGGUUUACUCCGGUCAUGGUGCGCAAUGGCCUAACAUGGGAAUGGAGUUGCUAUGCAACCACACCUUUUACUACACUCUUUCCUCGUUGGACCCCAUUUUCCAGAAAGAAGCAGACUUCUCAGUCAUUGAAGCAUUGGAGACAGGCAACCUAGGCGACUCAGCGAGGGUACAGAUAUUGACGUACGCUGUACAAAUCGGUCUCACAGCAUUACUCAAGUCGCAAGGAGUUAGACCGCAGGCUAUCAUCGGACAUUCCGUGGGAGAAAUCGCGGCUGCCGUUGCUGCUGGCUGCUUGACGGCGCACGAAGGCGCCAUUGUUGUUUCGAGGCGAGCAAAGCUUUAUGCACGUGUCCAAGGCCAAGGUGCGAUGGCUCUGGUUACAUCACCGUUCGAAACGGCAGCGCAACAAUUAGUAGGAAGGGUCGAUAUUGUUGCCGCUAUCAAAUCGUCGCCAUCAACUUGCGUGGUCAGUGGUACGACUCAGGCUGUUGAGCGGUAUGUUGAGCGUCUUCAGAAGCAAAGUAUCAAGUCUUGGAGAGUACAGACUGAUAUCGGUUUCCAUUCACCGAUGCUCGGGCAGCUUGUGUCUGCACUGCAACAGAGCUUGGGUCAAGAUAUCAACCCUCAACCAGCAAUCUUACCAAUCUACUCGACCUCAGCUUCAGAUGCGAGAACCACAUCACUGCGUGGUAUUGAAUACUGGACGAAGAACAUGGUAGAUCCUGUCUGGCUUGUCGAUGCUGUCGACGCCGCUGUGGAAGAUGGCUUCCGUGUUUUCAUGGAGAUCUCCACUCAUCCAAUUGUCUCUCAUUCUAUCUUUGAAACAUUAUCCGCUCGGUCGAUCGAUGAGUGUGCGACUUUCGGCAUCAUGAAAAAGGACGUUUCCGCUGAGCACAGUAUCUUGAAUGCUAUUGGUCAGCUGCAUACUCUUGGUGGACAAGUCGAUUUUGGUGCCUUGCACGGGCAAGGUCCUUGGUCGACUAGAGUGCCCAACACUCCCUGGGUACACAAGCCUUACUGGAAGACCAUCUCCAUGGGUUCCAGGUCUGCUGCCCAGCAACACGACGUUGAUACACAUACAGUGCUCGGUGGUGUGAUGGAGAUCGCGGGCAGCAACACCAAAGUCUGGACGACGACUUUGGACGGUUCGACAAAACCGUACCCUUUGACGCAUCCACUCGACGGGACUGAAAUCAUCCCUGCAGCAGUCUACUGCAAUACCUUUCAGCGAGCCACAGGCGCAACCAUUCUCAACAACUUGGAGCUCCGAGUCCCAACGCCAAUGGCAGCCGAUAAGCGCGAGCUCCAAAUUGUUGUUGAGGGGGAUGAGGUUCGCCUGGCCUCUCGUCUCAAGGAAGAAAUUACAGGUACCACCCAUGUUGAUCAUGCAUGGGUCCAGCACAGCGCAGCCAGAUUCACAGAUACCGACAUGUCGUCUCAUCAGCAAACACUCUCGAUCUCCGCCAUCAGAAUGAGGAUUGGCACUCAGCUGCCAAACAGCUUCGCAUGGGACUAUCUACAGAGCAUUGGUGUGUCCGGUAUUGCGUUCCCGUGGGCUGUGCUAGAGCACUUCGGCAACGACAAGGAGAUGCUCGUUAAAAUGGAUAUGGACCCAAGCUCACAAACUUUGACUUGGGACGCACAAAGUUGGGCUCCUUUCCUUGAUGCGGCGACAUCAGUCGGAUCAUCCAUCUUUUUCAAGAGUGUCCGAAUGCGUAUUGUCAGCGGCAUUGAUCAAAUCUUUUUCCUCUCCACUGAUAUUCCUCCCAAGGUUGGGUAUCUAUUCAUCGAAGAGAGUUCCGAGGGCGAAAACCUGAAAGCCAACAUCAGUGUUUUGAGUGAGGAUGGAUUGCUUCUCACCAAGAUCAAGGGUAUGCGUUUCUCGGACGUCGAGGCAGUCAGCGACAAGAGCAAGGGUGUAGAUUCAUUGGUACACCGUCUGACAUGGGUACCGCCAAAGUUCUCCGAGACGCCGUUGGUGAUGAAUAACGUUGUCGUUGUGUCUGCCGAAAGCCCGAUUCUCGACAAUUACGUCAAUACUCUCGAAAUUGUAGCCAAGAGGGUCGUGACGGUGCCAUCUAGCGCAAACCUGGCUGAGCCAGAAAUCAAGACCUUGUUGGAGCAGAAGAACGCUAUUGCCAUAUACCUGCCCGGCGCAGUCGACAGUGCGGACGAGAUAUCCAAGAAAGCACAUGCAUUUACCUGGGAAACAGCGAGAAUUCUUUCCAUUCUCGCAGAGAUUCCCAGCGCACCAAAGCUCUUCGUCAUUGCUGACAGCGCAUACAAAAGCCAGUCACCCACAUGCCUUGCCCAGUACCCUCUCUAUGGUUUCUCUCGAGUGGCAGCAUCUGAGUACCCAGAUGUGUGGGGUGGCCUCAUCGACAACGAAGGACCAGCAUUCCCCCUGCUUCCUGUGAAGUAUGUGAAGGAGCAGAGCGUGGUGCGUGUACAGGAUGGCCUUCCUCGUGUGGCUCGUCUGCGACCUUUUGCUAAAGAUCAGCAUCACAACGCGCAGACGAAGGGUCUGUUACCUCAACCACACGGUACGUACCUGGUCACUGGAGGUUUUGGUGAUCUUGGUCUGGAAGUGCUGGAGUUUCUAGUACAGAAAGGUGCUCGAAGACUCGUCGUUGUGUCGCGGCGUGGUCUUCCGCCUCGCAGAGACUGGCCGUCGGCUACGGGCUCCAUGGGCGCAGUGGUGAAGAAGAUCAGCAAGCUCGAGAGCCUAGGCGCUACCAUCCAUGCCCUUGCAAUCGACAUAGGCUCUCCAUCGGCGUCCACCGAGCUUUCUGCAGCGCUCGAUCGGCUUUCACUCCCAUCAGUACUAGGCGUUAUCCACGCUGCUGGCGUCUCCGGUUACGGCUACAUCAAAGACUCCACACACUCCGCCUACUUGGAGGUCAUGGGGCCCAAGAUCCAAGGCGCGUUGAAUUUGCACAACGUCUUCCCCUGUGGUACUCUCGAUUUCUUCGUCCUCUUCUCUUCCAUCGGCCAGAUCCUCGGCACGCCUGGCCAAUCCGCCUACGCUGCAUCCAACGCCUUCCUCGACGGCCUUGCAACGCACCGCCGCUCGCAGGGCUGCAACAGCAUCGCAAUACAAUGGACCGCAUGGCGAGCGCUAGGCCUGGCUUCGGAUACUGCGCUUGUGGACCUCGAGCUGCAAAGCAAGGGUGUCACGGAUAUUACGGUCGAGGAAGGGUUCCAGGCGUGGAUGCACCUGUCCAACAUCGACACCGAUCAUGCGGUUGUGACGCGCACGCGCAUACUGGACGCUGGCGAGCCGUUGCCGUGCGAGCUCAUCGCAGAUGUCGUGCAACGGCGCGCUGCACCUGCUGCUGUCUCUGCCACGUCUGCUGCUGCCCCGCAGGUUGCAGCGAAGCCAAGAGCAGGACCAGAGCUUAAGGCGCACCUCAACGCCGAGAUCAAGGGAUGCUUGUCGCGCGUCUUGCAUCUGGGUGUUGAGGAAAUUGAGGAUCGUUCUGCAAUUGCUGAUCUGGGUGUCGACUCUGUCAUGACUGUUGCGCUGAGGCAGCAGCUGCAGAAAGCUAUGGGGAUUACGGUACCGCCGACGCUCACGUGGAAUCAUCCUACGGUUGGACAUCUGGUGGAGUGGUUUUAUGAGAAGGUCGAGAGAAGAGAGUGA
Ascochyta rabiei is the source of this 5526-nucleotide messenger RNA. RefSeq names its product 6-methylsalicylic acid synthase. Gene Ontology annotation, biological process: fatty acid biosynthetic process; secondary metabolite biosynthetic process. Gene Ontology annotation, molecular function: 3-oxoacyl-[acyl-carrier-protein] synthase activity; fatty acid synthase activity; phosphopantetheine binding. Bases 1 to 5526 code for a protein of 1841 amino acids. Lineage: Eukaryota; Fungi; Ascomycota; Dothideomycetes; Pleosporales; Didymellaceae. The transcript is spliced from 2 exons. The record is from RefSeq and is a predicted model, not a curated record.